Messenger RNA from Triticum dicoccoides, 3120 nucleotides. RefSeq lists its product as uncharacterized. The record is from RefSeq and is a predicted model, not a curated record. Lineage: Eukaryota; Viridiplantae; Streptophyta; Magnoliopsida; Poales; Poaceae. The transcript has 8 exons. The coding region runs from base 2004 to 2792 and encodes 262 amino acids.
UCUUGUUUCACAUUUUUCAAUUGUCGUUUAUGGAAAUAUAAAUUCUACUUCUAGGUAGGUGCUAUGGUUAUCUGGUAGAUAAUUCUGAAUUUUUCAGUGGGUGUUUUGCUUUACUUCUAGUUUAAGUUUCUUUGUCAUGUUAAUUUCUAUAUUUACACCUAAUGUUACGGACGAGGAUUUGUGGCACCGAGGUGCUCCACCCACUGAUAUCCACACCUCACGUUACUAUAGCUGGAUCAGGGCAUUAAAUGCCUAAAUCAUUUCCAAAUCAGAGAUACGCCCCGGAUAUAUCUGCCGAAUACCAUCCCACUAGGUCCAUCUUUAAAUGAUUCAUGUACGUUUGAGCACCUGCAGUUAAGUCUGCUUGUGGGGGUACUGGAACCAAGGUCUGUUGUGAAUCGUGGAGAACCAGGUUACGAUUAUUAAUUCAAUGCAGUAAAUGGAGUAGACCUGGGUUUGAAACACUCAGCGUUAGGCAUUAGUGAGUGACAUAGCAGUUCAGUCAGUAACUUUCAGGUAACAUAUUGUCUAUUUAUUGCUGACAGUCGCUAGAAAUCCUCCCUAAAAGCACACAACGCAUAAGGGGAAUAUCUGUUGGGACACCUGUAAUUUUAAAAGCUGAAGUGUGGAAAACCUAAAAAGCUUGACCUGUCAUGCACACUCACAUAAGACCUAUUGCCUCUAAGAAUGGUUCUAAGCAAAAGGAAAAUUUUUGCAAAACAGCAAAUAAAAUCAUCAUAUUUAGUUACUAACUACCAAAAAGACUCUGUCAACAUGAACACAGAUAAAAUGAUUGAACAUAUUCUACAACACAGAAAACUAUGAAAGCUUGUAUACUCAUAUAUAUAGUACUAAAAAAGGCAGAAUGAUGAGCUAAAAUGACAGUAAAUAUGAAUAAAUCAGAAUGUAUAUUCAUAUAAAUGGAGGAAAAAAAUUCCUAUGAGAAAACUUACGCAGAGAUUCUUAGAAGAAUUGGCAUUGUCAUUUGAUGAGUAAAAUUGUUAGGAAUCACAAAAGCAAAAAGUAUUAGUAAGUUAUGAAAACACAAACAAAAAUCAAAAGUACUAAAAAACAAGUUUAACUUAGAAAUAUGAAAAUUCUGCAUAUUCCAAAUUACCAAGAUCUAUAUACACAUAUGAAAAUUCUGCAUAUUCCAAAUUUGCACAAUGGAUAGCAGGGAAAGUAAAUCCACUUGCUGGUGACAUAGUUCUCGACAAUAAAGUCAUUCCAAUGAGCCCUGAAUCAUUUCAUCUACUGCUUGGUCUUCCAUUAGGUGGCACCUCAGUUUUAUUUCACAAUGAGGUGACAAAAGCAGCUUUCCUCAAUAUUAUUGGUGAACCUACACUGCCUUCUAUCAAGUGGGUUGGGUUGAGAACGCUCAAGCCUGAUAUAUCUCACAUUGAUUUUCUGAGAUGUUUUCUUCUAGUUGCCUUUGCAACUGUUCUGUGCCCCAACUCAAAUAUCUACCCCAACAAAAAAUACCUAGGAAUUCUUAUUGAUCCAACUCAAGUUACGAACUAUGAUUUAUCAAAGUUUGUUUUUGAUUGGCUUAUGUCAUACAUAAGGAAAUAUCAAAAAGAGCCAAAGAACCCUACAAAAGAGGACGAAUUAACUACACUGGGUGGCUGCAUUUAUGGGCUUUGUUGCUAUUACUUAGAUUUUCUGGAUUUUGGGUUAAGCCGAGUGCCUCCUUGAAUUCCAAGAGUAAAAGCCUGGAAAAAUUCGCUAGUGAAAGAGUUUGCGAAUUUGGAUUGCAAAGGUCCAAGGGAAUAUGGCUUACGUCCUGUGAAGUUGAUAUCUCAAACAGUCUAUUCCAUGGGUUGCAUUGGUUGUUGUCAUUUACAUCAAGAUUCUACACAUGAAUCUGUGAAGUUUAGAUCUACACUUGAUAAAACUGUUGGUGGUUUACUACCUUCCUUGGUACAAGUUCAGGGAGCAAAAGGAAAGCUGUUUCUCCAGUUAAUGGACAAGAUACGUUCUGUGUUAAUCCAAGACCUCAUAAGAUGCAAAGGCCUGAUCGUGUAGAUAAAUUUCUAAUUGAGGAAGGAAGGAAGCUUGAUUUUAGUCAAGUUGAGAAGCAACUCAAGUCUAUUUCUGAACUAAUGAAAAAGCUUAUUCCACCAAAGUCCACCCCGAUCAGCGAAUCUAUUGACAAGGGAAAAAGCAUCAGUUUCAAGCAUCUUGUGAAUACAGAUCCUCCAGUUCGAACUAAUUCAAAAGCGACCACGCUGAACAAGGUCAUGAGUGUUAAGAAUAAAUCUUUUUUCCCUGAGAAUCUAAAGUUGAAAUCUCCAAUGAAUGGUGAAUGUUUUGACAACUCAUCUCAAAAAUCAUGUAACGAUCAAAUCAUGGCAUCAAGUCAAGGACAUUUUCAAAUGCAUCAUGAGGGUUCCCAAUAUCAAACUCCUAUUCACAUACAAACAAUCCCUUUUACUCCUGUGUCCACUCCUGUGACAAAUAGUUCAUUCACUCAGAAGUCUGAUGGCACGCCAAGGCAAUGGGCACGCCAAAAUUCUGCAAAUUGCGCCUCUACCCGCUUCUUUGGAUGCGAGGCUAUAUGGCUUCGUGGAAGGUGCAUGCAUGCCAACCAGCCAACCAACCGAAGGCACACGCCAAAUCUGACGCAAGAUGGCACUAAUGGAAACAACGCUCUUAUAUUAUGGGACAAAGGGAGUAUGACAUUAAUUGAGUUUUACGUACUGAUAUGCCAACGUACGUACCGGUUCAUUCGAUCGGCCAUGCAUAUAGAUCACGCACUCACUAUAUCACACAUGCCUGUCUCGCAAACAUGACGCUUGGGGCAUGUACAGUGAUUGAUAAGGCAUGUUAGCAAAAUCACAUAAGCAACAAGAUCGAUUAGCGCAAAAUUGAUUCAACCAAGCGAAAGCCCUUUACAUGUGCAGUAUUGUACAUAUAUCCGUACCUUGAGCCAUGUUGACACCCGCCAUAGCCUGUUUUCUCGCCUGUCUUCCUUCUUUACCUUUAGCGCUCGCUUGAUGGUUAGAGAACAAGGGAGACUCUUAUGUGUGUUCUCUCAUUUCUAUCACUUUUCCAUACCAUUAGAUGUAGCAUGCUUUGUCGAUUUGUACAUGAAUAAGCACUAAGCAUUGUUCCAACAUA